This is a messenger RNA of Artibeus jamaicensis (Jamaican fruit-eating bat), 4641 nucleotides long. RefSeq names its product phosphatidylinositol glycan anchor biosynthesis class G (gene PIGG). NCBI's taxonomy places the organism in Eukaryota, Metazoa, Chordata, Mammalia, Chiroptera, Phyllostomidae. Gene Ontology annotation, cellular component: endoplasmic reticulum membrane. Bases 210 to 3149 code for a protein of 979 amino acids. The transcript has 13 exons. The record is from RefSeq and is a predicted model, not a curated record. Gene Ontology annotation, biological process: GPI anchor biosynthetic process.
CGCCGGAAGUACGUAAGGCCUCAACACAGGCCCCGCCCCCGUGCACGAAAGUGCCCGUCCCCUCAGUGCGUACUUCCGGCGCGCCGGUGCGUGACCGCCGGGCGGCCGGCACGGGUCCUUGGCUCGUUGGCUCUACAGCCCGCAGCAGCUCUCGCUGGGCUGCUCGGCCUGGGCUCCGGGACCCGGGUCCCGCCCGGCGCGAGCGCGCGAUGAGGCUGGGUUCCGGCACCUUCGUUGCAGGCUGCGUAGUGAUCGAGGUGCUCGGGGUCGCGCUUUUCCUUCGUGGAUUCUUCCCGGCUCCUGUGCGUUCCUCUUCCGGGACGGAGCACCACGCCGAGUCCCCCGCGCCCGAGCCCUUGGCAGGAGCCACUUCCAAUUGGACCAGCCGCCCACCUCCUCUUUUCAGUAAAGUUGUCAUUAUGCUGAUAGACGGCUUGAGAGACGAUUUUGUGUUUGGGUCAAAGGGGGUGAAGUUCAUGCCGUAUACAACUUACCUUGUGGAAAAAGGAGCAUCUCACAGUUUUGUGGCUGAAGCCAAGCCACCUACAGUGACUAUGCCUCGAAUCAAGGCCCUGAUGACGGGGAGCCUCCCGGGCUUCAUCGACGUGGUCAGGAACCUCAACUCCCCUGCGCUGCUGGAAGACAACGUGAUCACGCAGGCCUGGGCCUCGGGGCGGAGGAUCAUCUUCUAUGGGGAUGAGAUGUGGGUGAAAUUAUUCCCACGGCAUUUUGUGGAAUAUGAUGGAACCACCUCGUUUUUUGUGUCCGAUUACACAGAGGUGGAUGACAAUGUCACGAGGCAUCUGGAUACAGUCCUGAAGAGAGGGGACUGGGACGUGCUGAUCCUCCACUACUUGGGGCUGGACCACAUCGGCCACGUUUCCGGGCCCCACAGCCCAUUGAUUGGGCGCAAGCUGGGCGAGAUGGACAGCAUCCUGAUGAGGAUCCACACCUCGCUGCUCUCACAGGAGAAAGAGAUGCCUUCGCCCAGUUUGCUGGUCCUUUGUGGCGACCACGGCAUGGCUGAGCGCGGAGGCCAUGGGGCCUCUUCUGUGGAGGAAGUGAACACGGCUCUGCUCCUGAUCAGCUCUGCCUUUGAGAGGAAGCCCGAACCUGUCACCCACACGGCUUCUUCCCCAGGUGACGUCAGGCAGCCACAGCGCGUCCAGCAGACAGAUGUGGCUGUGACACUCGCAGUCGGGCUUGGUCUGCGCAUUCCGAAGCACAGCGUGGGCUGCCUCCCGCUCCCCGUCGUGGCGGGGAGAGCGAUGCGGGAGCAGCUGAGGCUCCUGCAUCUGAAUGCGGUGCAGCUCAGCAGGCUGCUGCGGGAGAAUGUGCCUUCCUACCAGAGAGAGCCUGGGUUCGAGCAGUUUCAAAUGUCAGAAAGGCUGCACGCCAGCUGGGUUCGCCUGUACCUGGAGGACAGCCGGUCCGAAGUCCUCCUCAGCCUAGGACACAAGGUCCGCAGGCAGUACUCGGAUGCCUUGAGGACCCUGAGCCUGUCCCUGAGCACACAGGGCGCCCACUACGACGUCUACUCCAUGGUGGUGGGGGCCGUCGUGGUGCUGGAGGUCCUUGCCCUGCUCCUGCUCAGCAUCCCCCAGGCACUGGGUGCCGCUGCCGAGCUGGACGCGCCCCUGUCAUCACCUGUGUUCUGUCUGCUCUUCUAUUUGACACUCCUGCUGCUCUGGGCCGUGCAUGUCAUUGUCUGCACUUCAGCCGAGAGCUCCUGCUACUUCUGCAGCCUCGCGUGGCCAGCCGCGGCGGCAGUGCUGGCACUCAUCUCUGCCCUGUUCUGCGCAGUCGUGUCUGCCCUGACCAGGACGCUCGUGGGUGGAGAGCCCCUGAGGAGGAGUCUAGCUCAUGCCGGCUCCAGGCGGUCAGAGUUAGGUCUCCUCAUCUUGCUGGGGACACUGGGCCAUGCCGCAAGUCUGGGCUCGAGCAGCUUCGUGGAGGAGGAGCACCAGACCUGGUACUUCCUUGUCAACACUCUGUGUCUGGCCCUGGGUCACGACAUCUGCAGACACUGCUUCCCGGGGGACGACGGCAGCAGGCCGGGAGGGUGCACUGGUGCAGCCCCAACUCGGCCAGACGAGAGCGCUCGCCGUUAUGUGUUGGACCUGGACCGGGACACGCCCCAUGGCCAUGAGAAGUGGAUGGUGCUGGCAAGCCCGUGGCUGGUGCUCAGCUGCUGCCGGCUGCUUCGGUCCCUGAACCACACGGGGGUGCAGUGGGCCCACCGCCCCGACCUGGGGCACUGGCUCGCCAGCUCCGAUCACAAAGCCGAGCUCUCCGUGCUGGCAGCCCUGUGCCUCCUGGCGAUCUUCGUGCUGGCUCACCAGCGGUGCUCCCCAGUGUCCAGGGUGGCCAUGGCACUUGGCCUGCUGGGUGUCUACUGCUACCGGGCGGCCACUGGCCACCUGCUGCUGCCAUGGCAACAAGACAGCAAAGGCGUCUCCAAGGGUAUCGUUGAGGCUCGUUUUGUUUACGUGUUUGUCCUUGGCCUUCUGUUCACGGGCAGCAAAGACUUGCUUAAGUCCCGAGUCAUUCCUGCAGACCACACACGCCAGCCCGCAGGCCUGUGGGACCUGCACGGGGGCCUCGUGCUGCUGGCGGCGCUGCUGCUCCGGCCGCACAACCUUCCCGUCCUGCUGUGCAGCCUCUUGGUCCAGGCUGUGAUGACCAGGUUCGUCUGGAGGCCCCUGAGGCACAACGCCGCGGAGGUCACGGCCAUGCACUAUUGGUUCGGUCAAGCGUUCUUCUAUUUCCAGGGAAACUCAAACAACAUUGCCACAGUGGACAUCUCGGCGGGCUUCGUGGGCCUGAACACCUAUGUGGAGGUCCCCGCCAUGUUCCUGACGGCGUUCGCGACGUACGCAGGGCCUGUGCUGUGGGCCAGCCACUUGGUGAACUUCCUGAGCUCCGAUGCCCACAGUGGUUCGGCCCUGGGACACGCCUGCCUCUGCUACGCACUGCUCUGCUCUCUCCCGGCGGCUGCGUACAUCCUCCUGGUGACGGCCCUGCGCUACCACUUGUUCAUAUGGAGCGUGUUUUCUCCGAAACUUCUCUACGAGGGCGUGCACCUGCUCCUCACGGCAGCUGUCUGCCUGUCCUUCACCGCCUCAGGUCAGAGCCACACCAAGUCUUAGACACUGGAAAAGAAGAUACUUUCAAAGUCUACUAUUUAUUCUGUGGAUCUGGAUCUAAUCUAAAUGCAAGAUUAUUCUAAAAAAAGAAAGGUGUGGCUUCUGCGAUGUUGACGAACACCUUCGUUUCUUGGACUGCUGUGCUUGAAUUCAGGUGCCCUUGCAAGUGGCUUCCUUUCCCCUGUUGACAGUCGUUUCAGCCACUUCCGAACUUUUAACUCCUGGGUAAGUGAGGAUAUGACCCAGAGUCGUGUGUCUAAGUGGGUGCCUUGAAAGGUCACCAGGGUGUGUGUGACCUUCAGAGCCCAGCCGCCGUGCGGGAGCAGGAUCCUGUCUGCCCUGUACCACCCGGGACACCACGGGGGUCCCGGGGUCUCUGCCGUCUAGGGGCAAGUCUGUCAGUGUGAAUGACUUUGAAAGUAAAGUUAGGACAUUUCAAAAAAAAUUGUUCAUUUAAAAAUAAAGGUAUAAUCCUGUUGUAAGUUAAUAUAACAAAAUUUUAAGAAAAAUAACUAUUCUCAAAAACAUAUUUAGCAAGAAAAGUGGCAUUAUUUUACAUCUUUGCAACCUUCUUCAUGUCUGGUUUCACCAAGGACAGUUGGGUUCUGCGACCACUUGGCUGCGAUUUACAUAUUUAGGGGAACUGGUCACACAGACCCGUCUGUGGGAAAGGGAGGGUAUUUUUUUUUUGGGGGUCAUUGUGGGUGUUAUUUUUGAUACUGCACUGAAACUGGACGAGUGAGGGUCUCUUAAAGGUUUGUUGGAGAAAAGUGACGAGUUGUGGGAAAACCAGCGCAGCCUGUGAGUCUGCUCCGCGUCACUGCCUUGCCCACCAGGUCUCAUCCAGUCCCAAGGCCCUGACCGCUGCGGGGAAACCUGGGGGGGUGGGUCAAGGGGCUCUGCACUGUUCUUGCAACUUCAUCUGGUUUUUAAACUCCUUGAAAAUAAACUUCCUUGAAAUAGAGAAGCUCAGCUGUCCCGUGUGGUCUGAAAGCACCUCACGGCUGCACUCGGCUGCACUGCCUCCCUUGACCUGCCGGGAGACCUGAAGGGCAUCCCCCUGUUAUGGUUCUGCCACACAAUCACCAUAACUGUCCCAGAUGCUGACACGGCUCGUUACUCAAAGCAAAAAAUCGCUAGUUACAUCACUAGUAGAAAUCUCUUUGAAUACUGGGAGCACAAUAGUAGGCGCAAAUUUCCUAAGACUGAAACUUAGUGUGAAAACUGAAAUUUCGCGGCCAUCUCCCUUGGUUUUCAAGUAAACAGCGUCCAGUCACCCAAACGACCAGGUUGCCCUUCUGCCCCGUGAAGGGGGCGCUACUGCCAGCACCCGAGUCCCUGGGGUGCCUGCCCUCCUGUCCCUGCAUGUCCAGGGCACCUCUUUCCAAAGACAGCGCAGGACACAGCACCUUGAGCCACUGUUGUCUUUGCCUUUACAACUUCUGACCGAGAGAGCAACACGAUCUAAGACGAAUGAGCAAAUGGAACUCAGCCC